AUGGGUUCAGUCCGAGAGCCUACGGUUGUGAUAUGCGAGAACACGCUGGAGCUACGGGCGAGGCGCACAGCGGCUAAGGCGGGCCCCGAGGUUUGCGAGCUCGAUUUGACGCUGCGCAUGCAGGGCCCCGAGGCAUUGGCGGCCCAGGCAGGCGAUGGAGCAGAGGGGAUGAGGAUCGUGAAGCUUCUGCUAUGGAAAGAGUUGCCGGAGUGGCAGCAACGGGCUAGCGGAUCUAUGAGAGAGUGCUUGAGGAGCUGGAUAUAUCUCCAUAAUGAAUCCGUGAACAUAUGGUCCCACCUCAUCGGUGCCGUCAUAUUCUUCUAUCUCCCUUACUACAUGUUCGCGGUGGCAAUCCCUCCGCGCUACGCCAUCGCGACCACGGAGGACGUCGUCGUUUGCUCUGCCUGGUUCAUUGGCGUGGCCAUUUGCUUCGUCCUCUCUGUUUGCUUCCACACCCUCAUGGCCCACAGUGAAUCCUUGUACGAGACCACGCUCCAUCUCGACUUCCAGGGCGUCCUCGUCCUCAUGAUCGGCUCCACGCUCUCCCUAACAACUUACACCACCUGCCAGCCCCCUUCCCACCGCGCGGCCCACCACGCCGUGAACCUCGCCCUCGGCCUCUCGGCCGCAUUCGCCACAGCCAGUCCAGCUCUUGGAGAGGCCCACCUCGGCCGAUACCGCGCCGCCCUUUUGCCCUCUUCGGCGGCGGUGUCUUUCUCCUCCCUGUCUGGCGGGCCUGGCACGAGGAUGCCACCGGCCUCGGCGUGCGGUACACCUUUGUCCGACGCUUCUGAGAUUAACCGCCAUGUGACAUAUAAGGAUGUCAAGUGGAGAACUUAG
Molecule: messenger RNA, 840 nt
Organism: Parascedosporium putredinis
Lineage: Eukaryota; Fungi; Ascomycota; Sordariomycetes; Microascales; Microascaceae
Source: the annotation of a GenBank genome assembly